This is a messenger RNA of Theileria annulata, 2040 nucleotides long. RefSeq lists its product as hypothetical. The coding region runs from base 1 to 2040 and encodes 679 amino acids. The transcript has a single exon. The record is from RefSeq and is a predicted model, not a curated record. NCBI's taxonomy places the organism in Eukaryota, Apicomplexa, Aconoidasida, Piroplasmida, Theileriidae.
AUGUCUGAAGAUCAAGAAAUUUCUUCCUCUGUGAUCGAUUCACAUGUUGGUGAAUCCAAUUCAAAUGCACUUAAUUCUGACAAGGGUUUAACUAUCAUUGCUCAAAAUGUAAAUAUUCUUGGUGAAUCUAACUCAUGUUUACCUAAUUCUAACGAGGAUUUAACCAUCAUUGCUCAAAAUCCAAUUAUUCAUCAUGGAUCAAAUUCAAAUUCACUUAAUUCUAACCAGGGUUUAACCAUCAUUGUAAAAAAUCCAAUUAUUCUUGAUGGAUCAAAUUCAAAUUCAAAUUCACUUAAUUCUAGCCAGACAUCCACAAUCGAGGCUCAAAAUGUAACUAUUAUUACACCAGAAUCCCGUUCAAUUAUACCUCAACUCAGUUUGGAUUUUGGAGUUGACCCUCGAUAUGCAACUAUUUUUGCUAAACAAACACAUAUUGGAACUAACCAGAAUUUUUCCUAUGACAUUCUUUCUUCAAAUGAUCCAGAAGUUCAAGAGGAAAUUGGAAAGCUUGUGAAUGAAGCCAAAAUUGAUGCAAUUAAGAGGUUAAUGAACAAGCCCGACAGAACUGAUGGUAUACCCAAUGAUGUUUUGGAUUAUCUGGUAUCAAAAAUGAGUAAAAAUGGGACUACAACAGGUUCUGAUAAAACUACUAAUGAUGAUGCACAAAGAAAUAAUGUUCAAUUAAUUUCAGUAGAUACUAAAGAUAUACCCUUAGACAAGGUUGAUGUCGUAUAUGGAAAUAAUUACACAACAAUUAAAGCAAAGAAGGGUUUUGGUAUUUCUAAAUUAACAAAAGCUAAUAAAUUAAUUUGGGAAUCAAUUUUAUCUUCAAAAUAUGUAAUAAAGUUUCUUUUGUACAAUGAAGGUGAAAAGUCUUAUGCAUUCUUAUUAUUAAAUGAUAUGUCAUUGGUAUCAUUAGAGAGAAAAGAUUGGAAUGUGUCUUGGAAAAUAGUGGCAAACAAGUUUGAUUUCAAUCAUUUGAAUAUAUUAAGGAAAAAUGGUUAUUUACUUUCACAAGACAAGUUUGCACUUGACUUCCAUGAGCAUUACUUGGACAUUUUCAUUCCAUUCAUUUCAAACGAAAUUACCUACUACGAUUCACUUGUUUUCAAAUAUGACGACGGUAACUAUCCAUUAUUUUUAUCAGUUGACUUGUUGACUUGUCAGAUAACAGUUCAUCUGUGUCAAAAUAAGAUAAACCAUAAUUUAGCCCAAUUUAAGUUGGGACAUGAGCUAUCUGAUGUAGAGAAGCGUGGAGAAGAAGAUGUCCCAUUUUUGGAAAAUAUUAGAGAAUUUAUUAGUAGUAUCCAUGGACCUAAUGAAAUGGAUGGAAUUACUUCAUCUGAAAAAUUAACAAGUAAAUUAAGGGACCGUUAUACAAAUUCUACAAUCACUAAACAUUCAAAUUCCGAUGGUUCUUCAUCUCAAAAAAAUCAACAGAAAUUUGAUAGUGAAAGUGCUAACAAAUGUGACACUGAAGGUAUAAAGAUUCAUAUUGUGGAACUGAAUAUUAAUGUAAGUCGUUCUGAAUAUUAUAAUAGAAAAUUUAAUAGAAAUUCUAGGUAUUACAGGGCCAAUGAAAAUGUGCUAUUUGAUAAAGUAAUAGAUGGGAAGAAAGUGAUUUGGAAAAAGAAGAAAAAUAGACUCUUGGCAAAAGAAGUCUACUUUUAUUUUGAUGAUAAUGUCAAAUGGGUAAUAAUUCUUUUGAAGAAUAAUACAUUGAAAUUCUACCACAAGCCAUCAGAUACUCGGGAGUGGACUGAUGUUUCAACAAAGAUGAUAAGUACUGAUAUAUUAAAGGUAAUUAAUAGUAACCUCAGAAAACAAUCAAGAAUGGAUUUGAAUUUUGAUUUCUUCAGUUCAUUUUGUUUAAUUGAUCUCGGUAACGCUGUUAGUGUAGGUUACAAAGAUUAUGUUCAGUAUUUUAAGGGAUAUGGAACAGGCCAUUCAGAUUGGCUAUUGUUCGAUGUAUUGACAAAAAAUGUUUACAUUAUUGAGUUUAUUUUGAAGACCCAGAAUCAGCUAACCAACCAGCAUUAA